This is a messenger RNA of Opisthorchis viverrini, 2871 nucleotides long. RefSeq lists its product as hypothetical. Gene Ontology annotation, biological process: maintenance of mitotic sister chromatid cohesion; mitotic sister chromatid cohesion. The record is from RefSeq and is a predicted model, not a curated record. The transcript has 5 exons. Gene Ontology annotation, cellular component: Ctf18 RFC-like complex; nucleus; chromatin. Lineage: Eukaryota; Metazoa; Platyhelminthes; Trematoda; Opisthorchiida; Opisthorchiidae. Bases 1 to 2094 code for a protein of 697 amino acids.
AUGAUCAAGUUCUAUGUGGCCAAUCUGGUUACCCUAUUGCCUGUGGUGUGCAUAGCUCCAGGUAACGAUUUCAUGCUAACCUGGGCACCGUUGAAACCCCAGAUCAUGUCGGAAAUUCGCACAGUUGAGGUGAUGAAAGAAUUAUUGCACUCAGCCAAACUGGAUGACUCCUGCUCUUCCGGGCCGAUCCAGUCUGUACUAUUCUCUACUGCACUCACUUCUGAUGAGUACAAUCUAUUCGAGGUGUCUCCUGCUCUCGCUGACAAACUUAUUCGACCGGGUGCCUUUACAGUGAUUGAACUGAAGGAUGAACCUCGGAAAAACAACACCGGUCGCGCUUUCGCUUGUACGGAUGAAGAAACAUUUUCCAUCGUAGAAGCAGAAACUUCCAACUCCUUACUGCUUUCCUCCAGCUGGUGGCUCCCACCUAACUCUACCAAACCGAAAUCAACCUCGAAUAAAGACAGCGCAACACAGGCCGUUGCUACCAAAAACUGCUUAUUUUCCGAAUUAUUGCCACUUACGGACCGAAAGGUCUGUGGUUCGAACCCAACCUCAGCUUCUCAAUUGCUCCUGUCUAGGCUUGGGCAAACUGGCACUAUUCUAGUCCUAGCGCCUUCUUUCCUAACCUGGGCACCGUUGAAACCCCAGAUCAUGUCGGAAAUUCGCACAGUUGAGGUGAUGAAAGAAUUAUUGCACUCAGCCAAACUGGAUGACUCCUGCUCUUCCGGGCCGAUCCAGUCUGUACUAUUCUCUACUGCACUCACUUCUGAUGAGUACAAUCUAUUCGAGGUGUCUCCUGCUCUCGCUGACAAACUUAUUCGACCGGGUGCCUUUACAGUGAUUGAACUGAAGGAUGAACCUCGGAAAAACAACACCGGUCGCGCUUUCGCUUGUACGGAUGAAGAAACAUUUUCCAUCGUAGAAGCAGAAACUUCCAACUCCUUACUGCUUUCCUCCAGCUGGUGGCUCCCACCUAACUCUACCAAACCGAAAUCAACCUCGAAUAAAGACAGCGCAACACAGGCCGUUGCUAUCCCCAACACCGUGAUUGCUGUGAAAAAGUCCUAUUACGAGUUGCAUAGGUCUAUCGCUCCUUCGUUGCGGUUGUUGAAACAGUACCUAUCCACUUCCACUUAUCACGGACCGGUUGAAGAUGGUAAUCACUUAACUUCAGAUGAAUCGACGCUUAUGAGUCCGCCCCUUCACAGUCGAUCAGACCUCAUCCAAGCAUUCCCGUGCAGUCCAACCGAAUUAAGUUUGGCUCUAAAACGGUUGAGAGCCUGUGAAGUUGACGGGGCCAUCAGAAUUAUGGAUAGAGAAUAUCUGACGCAGGUGAUUCGAGACAUGUUUUCUUGUGCCGAUGAAAAUGCGUGGAACUGGCGGAAACAAGGAUUUCCUUACAAAGCUGUUCUGGACAGUUUGUCCAGUCAGCAUGAAGAGUCACUUUUGAGGCAGAUCAUCCCGUUGUUUUUCUCUCGAAGCCGUGAUUCAAGCCUCUUCUCCAGUCAAGGGGAAUUCUACAUGUUCCCGAGAAAUUCAAAGAUUUGCCAGUUAAUUGGUGAACACCUCCUGUCGGUCACCCAUAGCUUUGAUAUGACGGAUUUUCUGGCUGUUUGGAAGGCUGCUGUACCUGAAGGUUUGAGGCCUAAACUUCGGAAACACUUGACUUGUGCAGGGCGCGCCUAUUCGGAAUUGCCUCCCUCUAGAACACUCCUUGGUUCGACCGCAAAUCAGACGUCUGUAGAUGUGAAUUCUUCUCGAUUUCGUAGUAUAUCCCUCCUGUGUUCCGAAGAUCUCCCAGAUGAGAGCGUGGAAGUACGCCUAGGCGCAUUAUUUCAAAGAUGUAGCUUCUGGCCCGAAGCGGAGCUGGCCAGUUAUCUGACCGAGUUGUUAGUUAGCCCGUUGGAUUCCAAAAAGUCAGAAGCGUCCACCACCACCACCACGUCAGUUCCGUUUAUGACUUCAGAUUCUGACUCAGAUUUCAAUAUGUUGAUAUCCCGUUGUUUUUCUCUCGAAGCCGUGAUUCAAGCCUCUUCUCCAGUCAAGGGGAAUUCUACAUGUUCCCGAGAAAUUCAAAGAUUUGCCAGUUAAUUGGUGAACACCUCCUGUCGGUCACCCAUAGCUUUGAUAUGACGGAUUUUCUGGCUGUUUGGAAGGCUGCUGUACCUGAAGGUUUGAGGCCUAAACUUCGGAAACACUUGACUUGUGCAGGGCGCGCCUAUUCGGAAUUGCCUCCCUCUAGAACACUCCUUGGUUCGACCGCAAAUCAGACGUCUGUAGAUGUGAAUUCUUCUCGAUUUCGUAGUAUAUCCCUCCUGUGUUCCGAAGAUCUCCCAGAUGAGAGCGUGGAAGUACGCCUAGGCGCAUUAUUUCAAAGAUGUAGCUUCUGGCCCGAAGCGGAGCUGGCCAGUUAUCUGACCGAGUUGUUAGUUAGCCCGUUGGAUUCCAAAAAGUCAGAAGCGUCCACCACCACCACCACGUCAGUUCCGUUUAUGACUUCAGAUUCUGACUCAGAUUUCGAAUAUGUUGAUGUGAUGGUCGAUUUAGACCAGUAUGAUGGUGAUGUCGACAGUGGAAGGGAUAAUCCUAAACCAGUUCCUCCUAGUGUUGGUUCUGUCCUUAGUCGACUUUGUCGAGUCACAAACACCAAGUCUGGGCGUUUUUAUACAGAAAAGCAUCCCGUUACAUGAGCAACCAUGCCUUUUUCCCCACUUUGCCUGUCCGUACAUUCUUUAUUUUUAUACGAUACAGUAACAUCCAGAUUCAAUGAUUAACACUUGCUGACUCCUCUGCCCAGAAAGAAUGUCAUUCAGGAAUCCUAUUUUUUCGUUGUUCCUGAUCUUUGUACUUUCAGAUUUUUUCCAGCCG